Molecule: messenger RNA, 900 nt
Organism: Saprolegnia diclina VS20
Lineage: Eukaryota; Oomycota; Saprolegniomycetes; Saprolegniales; Saprolegniaceae
Exons: 1
Coding region: 1-900 (299 amino acids)
Source: RefSeq, a predicted model, not a curated record
AUGGAGUACACGGUUCGCAUGCCAACGCUGCCCGUUGGUGACCGCCUUCCAAAUGAAAUGCCGCCCGAAACGAUCUGGUCGUCGAUUGAUGACGCAUGGACGUCGAUGUCGAUUUGCCUGGUCAUGGUAUUUCAAAGCACCAAGACCGAGAAGAUGGAGACGAUGCGGUCCCAUGUAUAUCACGCCAAGCACCUCUACGAAAAAGCCACGCUCGACAGUCUCGAGUCGUGCCGCCUACUGGGUCCUCUACUCCAGCACGCCGUACACGCUAGCGACGACACCAAGCAAGCCAAAUCAUCGAGCCUGCUUCUCAGUGCGCUCGACGAAGCGACCUCGUUGACCCGUCUCGACGCGGUGUUGGUGCACUUGUUGGCGACGCUCCAGCUGGUGCGUCCGCUGGAGAAACACCUCUGCUAUGCUGGCGCCAGAUUGCUAGCCGACCAGGAACAUGGCCACCAACGCCUCGCGAUGACGCUGCGUCGGUUCACUGCAAAAAAUGCCGUGGUGGCUUUGGGCGCAACGGCGGUCAUCUCGCAUGUCGAGGCGGCCCCCGCCACAGCGACGUGUGGAGUGCUUCUCAGCGCCAGUGUCGGUGCGUCGCACCUCCUGGCCCGAUGGCGCAAUGCUUUAGUCCGCGAGAAUCUGAACUCGAAAAUUGAAACGACGCGCACGCAGCUCCAGACGCUACCUCUCCAUAUCACUGCGCUCGAGGCCGCGCUGGAAGACGCCAUCAACGUUGUGCAAACCGAGAUGCAGCUUCUAAGUGAUUUGCGCGUCAGCGCCCAGCUCACGCGGCACUGGUUGCUCACUUCGUCCUCCCUCCUCUUUGACAUCCAAGCCAUAACCCUCGAGCAGCAGUGCCGCCACGUACUCGCACGGUAUACCAAGAGAGGUGACUGA